AUGAUAACACCUCAAUCACCUCACGCGCUGCUCGGCCAGCUUGCUUUCGAAGGUGCGACGAAGAAGACAAGGCCAAUGUUGAGGCAAGGUGAUUUGGUCUAUGCUCGAGUUCUGUCCAUCGGUCUCGGUGCUGGUGCAGAAGUUGAGCUUACCUGCGUGAACCCAGCAACCGGCAAGGCUGAGCCUGGGGGGUUAGGUCCAUUGACCGGAGGAAUGGUGUUUGACGUCUCUACCGGCAUGGCUGCGAGAUUAAUGAGAGCUAGCUCGUCGACCUCCGAGCAAGAGGAUGGUGUGGAUGGAUUGGUGGUCUUGGAAGAACUCGGCAAGAAGUUGGAGAAAGUCGGAGGCUUUGAGAUAGCUGUGGGGAGAAACGGCAAGGUCUGGGUUGACUGCUCGAAUGGAGGGGAUGCUGCUGUUAAAGCGACAGUGGCAAUAGGACGCUGUCUCAACACGAUUGACGAGCAUGAUCUGAGCCAAACGGAUCAGAGAAAACUUGUGACGAGGGUUCUACGAGAAAUGAAGAUCGAGUCUUGA
Molecule: messenger RNA, 534 nt
Organism: Aspergillus thermomutatus
Lineage: Eukaryota; Fungi; Ascomycota; Eurotiomycetes; Eurotiales; Aspergillaceae
Product: exosome non-catalytic core subunit RRP40
Exons: 1
Coding region: 1-534 (177 amino acids)
Biological process (GO): nuclear polyadenylation-dependent rRNA catabolic process; U4 snRNA 3'-end processing; TRAMP-dependent tRNA surveillance pathway
Cellular component (GO): nuclear exosome (RNase complex); cytoplasmic exosome (RNase complex)
Molecular function (GO): RNA binding
Source: RefSeq, a predicted model, not a curated record